Molecule: messenger RNA, 1862 nt
Organism: Fomitiporia mediterranea MF3/22
Lineage: Eukaryota; Fungi; Basidiomycota; Agaricomycetes; Hymenochaetales; Hymenochaetaceae
Exons: 2
Coding region: 42-1157 (371 amino acids)
Source: RefSeq, a predicted model, not a curated record
UGUAGCUGGCCCGUCCACUCACGACCCCACCUACGCUCACUAUGACUGUUACAGCCUCAGAUGACGCCUACAUCAUGGCAAGGCCGGAGGACGUCCUCCUCGCCUGUGUUGCAUACGAACGCCCUGAGAUGCGCACCCUCGACAACGUCAUCUCCCUCCACUCUCGCAAUGCUCUUGUCCUCGACAACUCCGCUAAAUCCGCUACCUCUGUGCUCAACCUCCCCGCUGAGAUUCUCUUGCGUAUUCGCAGCCAUCUCCAGUCGGAACUAAUCAGCUCGCUGACUGAGGACGCCGCCGCCGCACUUGAAGAGUACCAAUCUGCACUCGUCGAGGGCAUCUGCCCAGACUGCUUCUGGUGGCACACCGAUGUCUACGGACCCGACAUCUGGUCCUGGAUCGAGAACGGCUACCGCGGCGCGUGCAGCUGCGCUGUUGUCGGUGAUCUCGACCCACGCACGCCCUCCGAGGCAAAGCGACGCGUUUUUGAGAAGUACCAGGGCUUCGAUAUUGGCUCACGAGGGCAAUGGUUCCGCGCAUAUGUCCAGCGCACGUAUCUCGACGACGACACGACUGCAUGGCGUUUCGCCCGGGAUGUACUCACCGAAUUUGGCUGCAGGCACCGGUUCGAACGCAACUCGAUUCAGCUUCCUCAGCUUGCCGCAGCGGCCUCUGAGAGCGUGAUUUCCGGAGAAGCUCCCAAGAAGACGCCGCUCCGCACUACCUCCUGUGAUUUUGGUGCCCUCGUCCGUAUUGGACAGAACCAGCAGCGCGCUGCAUCCGAGGAAGAGCCCGCGACUACUUUCGGAAGGCUCUUGCGUGAACUCGAAUUCAAAGUGCCUGCCGAUGACGAGCCGAGUAUUGCAUUACAGAGCUCCGCUGCUCGCUUUGUGGACAAGAUUCACAGACGGACCGCCUGUGCAACUCAUUUCCUUGCGCAGCGUGGCCCGGCAUGUAAUUGCAUAGACUGCCUUGCGCUCUUCGCCAAGCCCGCGUCGCUCACGUCGUAUGCAUUCGCUCGUCGUUCCUUGUCUUCCACAACCCGCUCACGCUUGCCCUCUCCCCCUUCCCUGCCAUUCUCGCCGUUAUACAGUACCCUGACGAGUGUCGCGCUCGGCGCUGCUAGCAUUGCUUACCUUUUCGCGCGCGUCGUUUUGUGAAGAGGAGAAUGAUUGGGGCGUUAUUAUUAUCCGACCAAGUCGGAUAACAUCAACGUUUCGACUCAUGGAUGCUUUGUUGCCUCCGACGACCAACAAGUCACACAACACAGCAUAGCAUAGCACAUCUGCUUACGACCGACAUGCCAUCUGUUGUUUUCUCAUCAUCGCAUGCACGGACUUGACUGUCAUUUUUUCCUUCACGCACCCGGCAUUUUUUGAUACGCACGCAAGUUCACCCCACCAUGUAUAAAAAAAAACUCUCCCGCGUCAUUACCAUUGUACAGUAUCGCAUGCAUCCAUAUACGUUUCACGACUCCGGUUACGAUCUCUCGCUCUCCAUCCCCAACAUCAUUUCACGCGCUCUUAUUUUACUCACACCUUAUUAAACCUUCCUGUUAACCCCGCCUUGCUCGGUUUUCAUUUCGCACUUACAUUACCUUGCGCCUUCGUCAUCCGAUUUAUUAACCCGUUUGCUCUCAUGCUUAUUAGUACUGAUCCUGGCUGCGCAUUCCCACCACUUCUACCAUUCUCCCCUUCAGAUCGCAACCGGGUAUUGAUAAAAAGGAUCGAUUCGUUGUUUUCUUGGCUUGUUCACGUCUUCCAUUUUCUCCUGUUCUGUGCUUCUUGUCUUGAUAUCAACCUUCCGCAUUCAUAUAUAUACGGCAAACUGCAUUCCAACAUCGUCUCCCUCAAAAUCAUAUCUCC